AUGUCUCUCGAAUUCUUCGAACCCCUUUUUGAUUCAUUCCCAUGGCCCCUUCAAGAACUCAAUAUUGAGGAAAAGGGUGUAUUUUUCUCCUAUUUUCUUGGCAUUUUAGCUUUACUAUGGUUCCUUUGGUUUUUCAUCAGUAACUCAAACAAGGGAUUGCCACCAGGGCCUAGAGCUUUGCCCUUGAUAGGUAAUCUCCAUUCUCUUGAUCCUGAACUUCACACCUAUUUUGCAUCUCUGUCCCAAACUUAUGGCCCCAUUUGUAGACUCUGGCUUGGUAAAAAACUUGGGAUUAUUAUUACUUCCCCUGCUUUAGCUCGCGAGGUUCUUAAGGAUCAAGAUACCAUUUUUGCUAACAGAGAUGUCCCUGCUGCUGGAAGAGAAUUUUCAUAUGGUGGCAAUAACAUAGUUUGGAAUCCUUAUGGACCAAAAUGGCGCAUGUUGAGGAAGGUUUGUGUUCGCGAAAUGCUUAAUGUUUCUACUUUCAAUUCUGUUUAUGCACUAAGACGAAGGGAGCUUAGACAAUCGAUCAAUUACUUUUAUAACCAGGCAGGAUCGCCUGUGAAUGUUGGUGAACAGAUGUUCUUGAUUGUGCUUAAUGUGAUUACAAGCAUGUUAUGGGGUGGCACUGUGAAGGGUGAGGAAAGAGCUAGCCUUGGAGCUGAAUUUAGGCAUGUUGUGACUGAGAUAGCUGCGCUGUGCAGUAUUCCCAAUCUUUCCGAUUUUUACCUGGGCUUGGCCUGGUUUGAUUUCCAGGGUGUUACAAAGAAGAUGAAGGUGUUGGCAAAGAGUUUUGAUGAGAUAUUUGAGAGCAUAAUUGAUCAAAAACAAAAAUUGGAGAGAAAUGGUGUUGGCCAAGAAAGCAAAGACUUUUUGCAAGUUUUGCUGAAGUUGAAAGAUGAAGCAGAUGUCAAAAUACCUCUAACCAUGACUGAAAUCAAAGCCUUACUUAUGGAUAUGGUUCUCGGUGGAACUGACACUACUGCCAACACAGUUGAGUUUGCCAUGGCUGAAAUUAUGCACAAACCCAAUGUCCUAAGAAAAUUACAACAAGAACUAGAUACAGUUGUGGGUAAAGAUAAUAUUGUGGAAGAAUCUCAUAUUCAGCAAUUACAAUAUCUCUAUGCAGUGAUGAAAGAAGUCUUGCGCAUACAUUCAACUGCUCCAUUCUUGGUGCCACACUGUCCUAGUGAAACAUGCACUGUGGGAGGAUACACUGUUCCUAAAGGAUCUUGUGUUUUCAUAAAUGUAUGGGCUAUACACAGAGAUCCUUCUAUAUGGGAAAAUCCAACUGAGUUCCGUCCAGAGAGAUUUUUGGACAAUAAAUGGGAUUAUAGUGGAAAUGAUUUCAACUAUUUCCCAUUUGGUUCUGGCAGAAGAAUGUGCCUGGGGAUAGUCAUGGCAGAGAGGAUGUUCAUGUAUUCAGUAGCUUCACUCAUUCAUUCUUUCGACUGGAAAUUGCCCAAAGGAGAGACAUUAGACCUUACAGAGACGUUUGGUGUUAUAUUGAAGAAGAAAAUGCCUCUGGUGGCUAUACCUACUCCAAGAUUAUUCAAUCCAACACUGUAUGAGUAAGAUAAAAAUGUGUUUGUAGAUGUUCUGUAUGAUGAAAUUAAGAAUAUAAAACCUGCAAUUCAGUGUGCCUGAAUUACCACUAGUUCAGUAGGUCUAUUCCAGAGUCUUGGAAACAUACAGGCAUGAGGCUCCUGUUUGUAAGAUAAAAAUAAGUCCCAAUUUCAUCCUGUAAAUUCAAAAUCUUAUGAAGGUCCUGAGCUUUGUUAAAUUCAUAG
Messenger RNA from Solanum stenotomum, 1790 nucleotides. RefSeq names its product flavonoid 3'-monooxygenase CYP75B137-like. Gene Ontology annotation, molecular function: heme binding; monooxygenase activity; oxidoreductase activity, acting on paired donors, with incorporation or reduction of molecular oxygen. NCBI's taxonomy places the organism in Eukaryota, Viridiplantae, Streptophyta, Magnoliopsida, Solanales, Solanaceae. The transcript is spliced from 2 exons. The record is from RefSeq and is a predicted model, not a curated record. The coding region runs from base 1 to 1575 and encodes 524 amino acids.